AUGAUUGUCUUAUUUAUUACAAUUUUAUUGGUCUUGUCUGCACUGAUUGUUUUCCCACCAUUGAACUUCCCAAGAAACAUUCCUACAAUACCAUUCUAUGUAUCGUUUCUUGGAGGGAUGGAUCAACUUGAAAAGUUUGAAAAAUACUUGCGCACGAAGUUAGAGAAACAUGGUGCAGUAAAGAUAUAUUUUGCUUCUAGAUGGAACAUUCUUGUUACCAAACCAGAAUACUUGGUUCACAUCUUCAAGAACGAAGAUGUAUUUGCCAAGAGUGGGAACCACAUUAAGAUACCAGGCUCCGUUUUGGCAACUUACACAGGAGAUAAUAUCAUUUCUGCUCAUGGCCAAUUAUGGAGACUAUACCGAGAUGUGAUGGCACAGAGUAUUCAGUUUCCAAAUUUGGACCCGAUAGCUGAGAAUACCAAUAACUUGAUGAAAGAUCUUGAGAAUGCCUUGAAAUUUGAUUCGUCAGUGGCAAUUACAGACUUCCUACAACAAUACUCAUUAGCAAAUGUUGGUGAUUGUAUUGUUGGCUCAAAUUUACGACCAAUGCAUCAAAAGAUCAAAUAUAUCAAACUGCAAAUUUUCAAACCUUUUUACAUGAAUUUUCCUUCGGUUGAGAUGUUGCCUAUCCCUAGCCGCAUAAGGGCCAAGCAAGAAGUUGAAAAUUUUCGUCAAUGGUUUGGAGACAAGUUGAUGGAUGCAGAUCAUGGAGCAGCUGUCAAGUUAGCCACAGCUUAUAAUGAGGGGAAGUUGACGCAAAAACAGUAUUUAGAUAACUGCAUCAUUUUGAUGGUUGCAGGACACGAGAAUCCACUUUUGCUUAUGCUUUCCUUGUUGUAUGUUUUGGCUAAGAAUCCUUAUAUGCAGGACAAGAUUCGCUGCAACAAAGAAAUAGAAGAACAUGGCAAAGAAGAAGGGGGAAGAGUAGUAGAAGAAGAAGGAGAAGAAGGAGAAGAAGAAGAAGGAGAAGAAGAAGAAGAAGAAGAAGAAGAAGAAGAAGAAGAAGAAGAAGAAAAAUCACCUGAGCUAUACUUGUCCGCAGUAAUUUAUGAAACAUUAAGGAUGUAUCCUCCUUUGAAUCAAAUUAUUAAUCGGUGCACUACUAAAGAUACCAUGUUGGGAAAUAUACGAAUUCCUAAAGGAACAUAUGUUGGCUAUUAUAAUAUGGGAACUGGAAGAGAUAAGACCGUUUGGGAAUCUCCAGACACGUUUUGGCCCGAGAGAUGGGGUAAUACAAUUGAGGAAGUUCAUGCCAACUACACAAGGGCUAAAAGAUUAGGGCAUCUACCUGCAUUCCAUGGCAGGAAAAGAGCUUGCUUAGGUGAGAAAUUUGCUUUGUAUCAGUGUAAGGCAAUGGUGCAAGCUAUUUUAGGAAAGUACAAGAUUUCCUUGGAUGAGGAUUGGGAGGAAAGAAUAACACCAGCCGGACCUGUGUGUCCAAUGAAUAUGAAGUUGAGAUUUAGUAAAAUCUAG
Lodderomyces elongisporus is the source of this 1476-nucleotide messenger RNA. It is a transcript of the gene DIT2, whose product is annotated as putative cytochrome. Gene Ontology annotation, molecular function: oxidoreductase activity, acting on paired donors, with incorporation or reduction of molecular oxygen; monooxygenase activity; heme binding. The transcript has a single exon. The record is from RefSeq and is a predicted model, not a curated record. Bases 1 to 1476 code for a protein of 491 amino acids. Lineage: Eukaryota; Fungi; Ascomycota; Pichiomycetes; Serinales; Debaryomycetaceae.